GUGAAACAUGGCUUAUUUGGAGCGUGCCUAUUUUGGUCUUCAGUGCUUCUGGGGAGAAUCUGCAUGGGCGAAGCUGAAAGGAGUUGUGGUGACACGAGUUGGAUAUGCUGGAGGAAAACAACCAAAUCCUACUUAUAAGAAUAUCAAGGAUCAUACUGAAAUCACAGAGAUCACUUUUGAUCCAAAAGUUAUUGAAUACUCAAAGCUCACCAACUUCUUUUGGAAGCAUCACAACCCAGCUGAAAGGAGAAAGAAGCAAUACCAAUCUGCGAUUCUCUACGUAAAUGACGACCAAAAGAAAGUCGCUGAAGAAACUUUGAAAGUAGCAAAGGACAAGCAUGGAGACAUUGAAACAUAUAUUGAGCCAUUGGACAAGUUCUAUCAAGCUGAAGAUUACCAUCAAAAAUAUUGGUUCCGUCAAAAGAAGAUUCUUUUCGAUGAACUGUCUCUUCUUGAUACUCAAGUUGCUGAAGGAGAACUUGCCACAAAAUUGAACGCAUAUUGUGCUGGCUUCCAGGACUUCCACGAUCUUGAGCGUCUUGCAAAAGAGUACGGAUUAAAGGAUUCUUUUGUCAAUAAGGUGAAGGACUAUGCUCUGUCAGGAGGAGAUCCAAGAAACUGUCAUGCUUAAAUUAUAUGAAUGUACAAUCGAACUUUUAUCAGGUUUUCAAUGAAUUUUAUUUUAUCA
Molecule: messenger RNA, 688 nt
Organism: Caenorhabditis elegans
Lineage: Eukaryota; Metazoa; Nematoda; Chromadorea; Rhabditida; Rhabditidae
Gene: msra-1
Product: peptide-methionine (S)-S-oxide reductase
Exons: 2
Coding region: 8-631 (207 amino acids)
Molecular function (GO): L-methionine (S)-S-oxide reductase activity; peptide-methionine (S)-S-oxide reductase activity
Source: RefSeq, marked reviewed